AUGUUCGGGAACGCAACACCAAAAAAGGCUAUCACCUUCACGAAAUACAGCUAUCUACAGUUAUCCCAUGUGUUCCAGCGACUGAUCGAGGAAAUGACGAAUUAUUUAGAUAAGGCGAAGUCCCAUGAAAUGGCUAUCUUCCAGCGAUACGUGGACAAGUAUUCUACAUAUCACGGAACAUCUACAUUAUUCCACUAUUGUUGCGCGACAGUCGUUGUGGUCGCAACCUUGUUCUUGGAACAGCCGUUCCCCGUGGUCACCGAGUACCCAUUCCGCGUCGAUUACGAACCGAUCAGAACAAUCAUUUUCCUAAAUCAUUCUUUCGUCGCUUUACAAAGCAGCUCGAGUAUAAGCUUGAACACGCUAACAUCGUUGCUGCUUUUAUUCGCUGCAGCACGAUUCGACAUAUUCAUGCUACAUUUGGGAAAGGCUGUUACUGUCGCCGACUUAAAGGAAUGCAUGAAUAUGUACUAUGAUGUGAAAAGGUUCAUGAAUUUCUUCAAUUUAGAUACGCACAUGAUGUCGUUGGCGGCAUCCAAUACAUAA
Molecule: messenger RNA, 546 nt
Organism: Megalopta genalis
Lineage: Eukaryota; Metazoa; Arthropoda; Insecta; Hymenoptera; Halictidae
Source: RefSeq, a predicted model, not a curated record